This is a messenger RNA of Cydia amplana, 1306 nucleotides long. RefSeq lists its product as uncharacterized. The record is from RefSeq and is a predicted model, not a curated record. The transcript has 5 exons. Bases 620 to 1270 code for a protein of 216 amino acids. NCBI's taxonomy places the organism in Eukaryota, Metazoa, Arthropoda, Insecta, Lepidoptera, Tortricidae.
CUACGGUUAAACCCUGUCAAAAAAUAAACCUACAUUCGUCAACAACAUUGUUCUUAUCCACCUAAUAGCCGGCAUAAUCAAAAAUAAUUAAUAAAAUGUCAUAAUCAACAAUCGGAAGCAAUAAAAAAAUCUAAUUCAACGAAUGAAGUCCGUCCGAGCAAGGCCAUGGCCGCGCGCGAGGAAGUUGUGACUAGUCCGUCUCUAUACGCCGUCAUUGACGCUUCGCUGCCUAAUCUGUGCGCGUUCGAAAUUCAAAUCGGAAAAUACGACGCGUUAUUUUUUAAUCUUUUUUUUUCUAGUGAUGUGCCAGGUUUGUCGGUUUUAUCAUGACAAUUGCAACGUGUUCUGGAAAGUGUCUGCGACAAAAAUAGACGCCCACAAAUUGUUAUAAUUAAACUGUAUGUAAAUAGAGUGGAGGACAGACGUGUCGUCUGAUUCAGUGGUGUAAAUAAACGUUUAAAAAAUAUUUUAAAGUAAAAUAAUGGUUUUUGAGAAUAUAACUAAAUAAAGUGCCUUAGUGUAAUGCAUAUUGGAAUUACAAGUAUUACAGUGAUGUGUGGAAGACUUAUGAGGAUUUUUAUAGUUUUAUUUAUGCGUUAGUGAAGUGUAGAUACCCUAGAUGCUACAAAAGCGGUACACGAUGUUGCCAAAGCUGAAAAAAUGCUGCUGGUGCCUUUCAUUACGGACAGGAUGUUUUCUACUGGCAACUUUAUCUUCCCUAAUCUGCGUGGCGACCAUCACCGCGGGCGCGUGGAACCUGCCCAACUACGACAGACCAGAGGACAACUUCAUCGCCAUGAGUGCGGUCAUGUUCUCCACGCUGUCUCUCAUCAGCAACAUCGUCAUCUUACUGGGACUGUUACUUGUAAGUUAUACCUGCAAUCUUCGUGGUAGACAUAACAGUGGAUGGAGCCUGUCGCACUACGAGAGGCGAAAGGACAACUUCAUCGCCAUGAGUGCGGUCAUGUUCUCCACGCUGUCUCUCAUCAGCAACAUCGUCAUCUUACUGGGACUGUUACUUAAACGUCCCGGCUUCCUGCAGCUGACGAUCCUCUUCAACUCCGUCUUUAUCUUAUGCCUGUUCCUAGUGGCGUUGGUCUUAUGUCUGUUCAGCCCGAAGGCGGAACCUUAUCUUCGGGAACCACUCAACAUCGUGCUGAUCGUGUUGGCUAUAUGUGCUGGCGUGGUGUAUUCUUUCUACUACAAGAUGGUAGUCAACAGUACCUACCGUCAAAUGAAGACUUGGAACGAAAGCGCUAUUCCUGUAUAACACAAGGGUAUUUUAGGCUAUAUAUACCUCACAAUA